CCUAAUUCUCCAACGUUUUUUAUCAUAACUGAACUUGCUCAAAUAAAUUUAAAAAAAAAUCUCUAAUUUAAUGCCCCACUUUAAAUUUUUUUCCCCUCCCUCAACCUGCCUGAGUCUUCAAUUCCUCGAGAGACUCCAGGACAAUCCUGGAGGGUUGGCAACCCUAGACUUGGGGGUGGUGGGGAAUGAUCCAUAGAGAGAGGGUGGGAAUGGAUGGUGGGUGGAGAGAAGGCUGGUGUAUCGGGGAAAUGGGAGUGUGCUGGGGUCUCUGGUAUCUGACACCGGUGUGAGGGAGCACUGAAUUCACCUGGUGUCACUCUGCCUCUCCAUGUUGGGUUCUGGCUGAGAAUCAGAAGUGGAGGUGGCGGAUUAUACCGAAGAUUAAUCCCAGAGGCACUGCUUCAUGUUAAACCAGGAUCGUGGGAUGAGAUUGAACGGUGCCGUGGAAAUGAUUCUUUCAGACUAUCUCUUUGACCAAGCUUUUGGUCACCUGUCUUUCUGAAUUUUAAAUUUUAUCUGAUGUUCACUUUUCUGGAGCAGUAUACAAUGUUUUACUCCCAUUUGCUAAAUGUACAACGAUCUUCAUGUGUUUGAACUUCAGGAACCAACACGUGCCAUAGAAUGGAUUCAGGAUAAAAGUAUCUGCGUCGCCGGCUGUAGCGUGGGGAAGAAGAAUGAAAUUCUCGAGCUCUCCCUCCCUCAGAAACUCUGUGCUAAAGGAAACCAGGGACUUUGUCCAGAGAGAGACUUCACGGUGAAAUGUGGUGGCUUCUCAGAUAGGCCCAUUUAUGAUUUGAAACACGUUGCAGGGACCAGCCUUUUGGUGAGCAGUGGACCCCCUGACACCUCACUACAGGUCUGGCGCUUGGCAACAGAUGAGAGCGAUGCCAUCACAUUGGUGAACACAGUCCAGAACCAGGCUGCAGGCGGCCAGUGGUCGAAAAUCUCUGUCGACUGCUCUCCGACCCCUCGGGUGCUUCAUGGUUCAAAGGUCAGCAACAUCACAAUCCAGGAGAUUGCAUCUCAGGAGGUGCUGUUUACUACAGGGACAGAUGAUUGUGAGCCAAUCAGUGAGCUGGAAUUUCUUGAUCAUUCCACUUUCUCAGUCUGCUGCCUGAAAGGUCAUCUGUGGUUGGCUGAUACCCGGCAACGCCCAAGCCUGAUUGGACGCUCUGAUGUGCCUGUGAACAGGGGAGAUGGCUGCCAUUGGACAAUGGGGUGGGCGCCAGGGCACUCGAAGGUGGCCAGGCUGUGCUCAGAUGGUCGAGUGGUGCUGAGCGAUUAUCGAGACCUGAGCAAGACUCUGAGCCUCACACAGUUAGUGAUUCCCGCUGCCGUUUCAAGCAAUGACUAUCUGAGCCUGACCUGGGCACCCUGUCUACAGGACCAUCUCGCAGUGUCUGGUUUUAAUGGGACAGUUCACGUUUAUAACACCAGCUCGUGGUUGGCAGGACCCAGCAGGGUGGAGCCGACCUUCAUCCACCGAGGCCACAGUGUCACUCCAGAGCCAAAGCAAGAGAUCCCACUGGUUACCAGACAUGCCUGGCACCCGUGGAAACAACGGGCACUGUUCUCGGCUGCAGACGACUGCUCCCUCCACGUCUGGGAUUGGGCGGAUUGUAACACAGCCUGAUAAUCAUGCUGCAGCUCCCAGCUUCAUCCCAACAUCGGUGCCUCGAUUUACGACUCCCCCACCAAACCCAUCGAGUCUCACUAGUUAGUGACUCUGCUACUGGUAUGUGUUCAGCCAGGGAUGAGAGUCAUAAAUCUGACUGGUUUUCAAUGUGUCUCCUGUAAUGGCCCAGCCUCUUCACAACAAAUCAUAACUCAAUAAGAAUGAAGCCCAGUCACCGUGUGAAUGACUGACCCCUCGAUAGUGUGGCCCUGUCACUGUGUGACUGUCUGACCCCUUGAUAAUGUGGCCCUGUCACUGUGUGACUGACUGACCCCUCAAUAAUGUGGCCCUGUCACUGUGUGACUGACC
This is a messenger RNA of Carcharodon carcharias (great white shark), 1984 nucleotides long. It is a transcript of the gene wdr73, whose product is annotated as WD repeat domain 73. NCBI's taxonomy places the organism in Eukaryota, Metazoa, Chordata, Chondrichthyes, Lamniformes, Lamnidae. Gene Ontology annotation, biological process: cytoplasmic microtubule organization. The transcript is spliced from 8 exons. Bases 569 to 1633 code for a protein of 354 amino acids. Gene Ontology annotation, cellular component: cytosol; spindle pole. The record is from RefSeq and is a predicted model, not a curated record. Gene Ontology annotation, molecular function: protein binding.